Marchantia polymorpha subsp. ruderalis is the source of this 1011-nucleotide messenger RNA. The record is from the annotation of a GenBank genome assembly. Lineage: Eukaryota; Viridiplantae; Streptophyta; Marchantiopsida; Marchantiales; Marchantiaceae.
AUGCCUUAUCAUCUACUGCCGAGGAUGUGCCCGAAGAACCUCGCAGGCGAAUCAAGCUCCUCUUCUGCAGCUCGAGCAGCUUUAACCCGUUUUCUGCUUCAGAAAAAAUUUCAAGAUUUGCAGAGAGCUGAUGGUGACGCUCGACCCUCGAUGCUGCGCUGUGCUGUGUCCACUGUCCCACCGAUCUGCAAGAACAGUGUAUCGUGCACACAUCCUUCACGUCUUCGUCGCAGCACCAACAAACAAUGGGACCGCGGUCCCAUUUCAGAUCGUGAGUCGACUCACCUGGUUUCUGCCACCGUCAUCGAAUUUGCGUCGUAGGCUUACGAACCAGCAGGGAUGCCACGCCAGCUACCAGCUGACGUAGCCAUUCCAGCAUUAUUGGAGCUUCGACGACGACCUCGUUGUGGCUACUCUCUUCUCUGCUGUCCUUCUAUCCGUCGUUCCCGGGGUUCGGGAAACGAUGUGCGCCAACAAGACGUGCUCGCUAUGCGCCUCCGAGUAAAAUAUUGCAUGCCGUAGACUCCCAAUUAUUCGAAACGGUAGAAUCAAAUCACGCACACACUAAAGGUCAUAUUCCCUCCCUGGCUCGUGAGGGCACCGACCCACCGGCCGCUGCUCGUGUCCGAACAAUCCAAACUUCCGUUCUGUGACUUAGUUGUGACAAGUGGCACAGCUCAGUCAUUUUAUUAACUGUCGUCGUGAAGGGCGAGCCCACAGUAGUUGACGUGAAGUUGGGUGAUGUUGAAACCAUAAGUGACAUAAUCUAAAAGUUGUUCAGAAAUAAAUUAAUAGUAUACAUAGCGAUGCAAAACAUCAUAACAUUACAGAUGCUUGCUACAGUUACAGAAGUUCCAAUGAACCAUAUAGCUGGAGAUGGGUAUUACUCCUUACCGCUAAUAAUAUGGCAGGUUGACAAUAUGAAGUUCAGAUUCUAAUUGGCAUCCGUCUCUAGCGGUGGAUCUCAAUAAUCAUCACAUUGCAAAUAAUGUGUUAAUUGACACGUGUAAU